AUGCCCGUCUCCGGAUCUCUGAGCAACGUGGACUGGGAACCAAGCUUCUCCACGAUUGCUGUUCACGGCGGCCCAGAGCCCGACCCAGUAUUACCCUUUGGAUGUCACGCCCGCUCCACCCUCGAAAAAGUAAACACCUUUGGCCUAGUCUACACCCUCCACGGCUCCGACCCCUCCCUCAAACCCAUCCUUCUCGCAGCCCACCAAGACGUCGUCCCCGUCGCCGACGCCGCAACCUGGACCUACCCGCCCUUCUCCGCCCACUACGACGGCGAAUGGAUGUGGGGCCGCGGCGUAUCCGACGACAAGAACUCCUUCACCGCCCUCCUCUCCGCCCUCGAGACCCUGCUAUCAAUCCCCGGCGGAGGACUCAGCGGCGGCAGCGGCGGCGGUGACGACAACAGCUACGCCUGGACCCCAACCCGCACCAUCAUCCUCGCCUCGGGCUUCGACGAAGAGUGCUCCGGCGCAAAGGGCGCCGGCCACAUCGCGACGCACCUCCAGCACACAUGGGGCAACGACAGCAUGGCCCUCGUCCUCGACGAAGGCGGCAUGGGCCUCCAACAACUCGACGACGCGACCCUCUACGCCCUCCCCGCCGUCAUGGAAAAGGGCCACGUCGACAUCUGGCUCAACCUCCACCUCACAGGCGGCCACUCCUCCGUGCCCUUCCCCCACACCGGCAUCGGCAUCGUCUCCGAAAUGGUCGUCGCCCUCGAAGCAAACCCCUACACCCCUCUACUCACCACCGCGUCGCCCCUGUACGAGCACAUUGUCUGCCAAGCGCGCUACUCCCCCCGCGCGCAACCCAAAAUCACCCAGCUCCUCGAGGAGGGCGACCUCGACGCCCUCGCCGCCGAACUCGUCUCCCUCGACAGGCCCACGCACUACCGCCUCCAGACCUCGCAGAGCGUGGACUACUUCCAGGCCGGACAAAAGAUCAACGCCAUGCCCGAGAAGAUCAAAGUCGGCGUAAACUACCGCGUCGCGCCGCAGAACAGCAUCCCCGAGAUCCAGCACAACGUCGUAAAGUACAUUAGCGGCAUCGCCGGCAAGUACGGCAUCAAGAUCAAGGCGUUUGAGGGCGACGACGAGUACGAAAAGUACGCCGCGCUACAAGAAAAGAAAUUUGCGUCGGUGGAGGAGACGCUCGAGGAUGCCGUGAAGCCUCUGUAUGACGUCGACUACAACGGCACGCUCUUCCUCAGCCGCACCCAAGCGACGCUGCCUGCUCCCAUCUCGCCUACAAAGGGCCCGGUCUGGGAUCUCUUCUCGGGAACGUUGCAAUCCAGUUUCCAGUUUGACGGUGGCAAAGUCGUUCCCGUGGGCGAGCUGAUGACGGGAAACACCGACACGAGGCACUACCUGAGUCUUACACGUAACGUCUACCGUUUCGUGCCCAUCCGCAACGGUUACACAAUCAACGCCCACACCAUCGAUGAGAGGAUCAAGUUCAGCGCGCACAUGGAGAUUUUGAGAUUCUACUACGACUUGAUCCGCAACUUUGACGCCGCAGACCUCUAA
Molecule: messenger RNA, 1524 nt
Organism: Colletotrichum orchidophilum
Lineage: Eukaryota; Fungi; Ascomycota; Sordariomycetes; Glomerellales; Glomerellaceae
Product: peptidase family M20/M25/M40
Exons: 4
Coding region: 1-1524 (507 amino acids)
Cellular component (GO): fungal-type vacuole lumen
Molecular function (GO): carboxypeptidase activity
Source: RefSeq, a predicted model, not a curated record